AUGCAGAAUUUAAGAGUAGUGAAAGUAUCCCAGGAAAAACCACUCUUCCAAGCUAUUAUACCUUAUCAUUUAUCUCUGAUCCAAAACGACGCCAUGGCCGUAAACGCGUUCCCCAACUUCCCCUAUGAGCAACGCCUCCACUUGAGUCCGCAGGAACUCGACCCCACUAAAUGUUGGGUGAUUGGCGCCGCGAUCUUCCAGAAUACCAAUUCGCAGGACCCAUCCCUCCUGCUACUAAAGCGAGCCCCCCACGAGAAAGCUUUCGCUAAUGCCUGGGAGCUUCCUGGCGGGCACGUCGAACUUACAGACAAAACUAUCGCUGACGCCGUUAAGCGUGAGGUCCGCGAGGAGACCUCCCAGGUCGUGGCGGAGUUCGUCGGCGAAAUCGAACCGAUAGCAUGGGAGUCUAGAACGAAAUCCAACUUCCAACUCAAUUAUGUGGUGACGGUUCGACUUGGGGAUGAAGUCAAGCUGAACCCCGACGAGCAUACGGCCUGCAUGUGGGCUCGGAAAGAACAAACAGUCUCGCUUUUUAUGACUAGUGAAAUGAGAAAGGUCGUUCGGAAUGCAUUCAAAUUUGCGGCUCAGGCUGCCUAG
Messenger RNA from Penicillium egyptiacum, 597 nucleotides. The record is from the annotation of a GenBank genome assembly. Lineage: Eukaryota; Fungi; Ascomycota; Eurotiomycetes; Eurotiales; Aspergillaceae.